Saprolegnia parasitica CBS 223.65 is the source of this 212-nucleotide messenger RNA. RefSeq lists its product as hypothetical. The transcript has a single exon. NCBI's taxonomy places the organism in Eukaryota, Oomycota, Saprolegniomycetes, Saprolegniales, Saprolegniaceae. The record is from RefSeq and is a predicted model, not a curated record. The annotation marks the transcript as partial.
AUGUCCUCUACGAAGCGCGUCGUCGUCGUGGUCUGCGGCUGGAUGGGCGGCUCGCGGCGCUCGGUCGACAAGUACGCCGCCGUGUACACGCGGCUCGGCUACAAAGACGUCGUCGUUGUGCAAAACUCGAUGCUCGACUUCUUCAAGCCGUCGGUCCACGCCGAGACGGCGGCGCGACUGCGGCAGCUCGGCAACGACUGCGCGUUCGUGCC